Messenger RNA from Adineta steineri, 287 nucleotides. Lineage: Eukaryota; Metazoa; Rotifera; Eurotatoria; Adinetida; Adinetidae. The record is from the annotation of a GenBank genome assembly.
UUUUAGUAUGUUCAACAGUAAAUGCUUAUAUUCAAGCAUUUCAUGGAGAUUUUACUAUUGAACUUUAUCGAGCACAUGUCGAAGAUAUUGCUAAAAUUUUAUUAAUACAUAUGGAUGAUCAAAAUACUCAAAUUCAAAAUGCUGUUUUUGAUACUGUUUUUCAAUUUGCAACUCAAUUGAAAGAUGCAUCAGAAAUAUUUAUUAAUGAAAUUCGUAAUGUUAAACAUAAACAUCGUAAUCAAACUUUAUGCGAUACAUUAAUUGAACGUAUUCAAAAGUCAAAAUAA